This is a messenger RNA of Sycon ciliatum, 3344 nucleotides long. RefSeq lists its product as uncharacterized. NCBI's taxonomy places the organism in Eukaryota, Metazoa, Porifera, Calcarea, Leucosolenida, Sycettidae. Gene Ontology annotation, biological process: regulation of apoptotic process. The transcript is spliced from 6 exons. The record is from RefSeq and is a predicted model, not a curated record. The coding region runs from base 489 to 1685 and encodes 398 amino acids.
GUCGCAUGCAAAAGUGUUUGGCUAAAAGAUUUGAGAUCUGUAACGAUGUUACGUAUCUAUUGACUUUCUUUCCUAGAAACUUAUUUGGAAAGUAAGUUUGCUUGCUGAUGCUGCUCGCAAACGAAGCCGGACGCGGCUCUGGUAGGACAAGGACGCCUGGAGGAGUUGCAUGCGGCUGUUCGCUCGCCAGUCGGUGUGCGUGUUGAAGUUUGCCUGGCCGAGUUCUGGCUCCAGAGACCGGCGUUGAUGUGCGGGUUGUCGCUGACUGGUUGACUGGAUAGUGGAAUUGUUUCGGAUAGACGUGCGGAGCCAGCGGGCGCUAGCGCUAUUCGCUGACGAGGAGAAUGAGGACCCUCGGCCCACUACCAUUCCAUAAUCCUCAUUGGCCGGAGCGCCCUCUGUGACGUCAUUCCGCAGCCAAUUUAAUUCAGCUGAUAUUACACUGAGUGUUUGUGGGUGUGGGCGUGGGUGUGGGGGAAAGUCACUGAAUGUCGGAGCAGUGGUCGAUGGAAAGCAGAUACAGCAGGGCUUUGCAAGACCUGCGCGUCGAUUUCCUGCGCGACUUGAAAUGUGAGGAUUUCGUACUGGAGCAUCUCCAUCAGCAACGAGUACUCGGUACGAAGCAGCGUGACGCCGUGCGUGGUCUGCAGUACCGUGAAGAGCAAGCGCGGCAGUUCCUGAAGGAGGUUGACAGUAUAUGCGAGGCCAGAGCAUGGUCAGAGCUGCUAUACGGAUUGAGAAAGUCGAGUAGCACUACACACCACUUCCUGGCUGAUAGUCUGGAACUGAAAGCAUCCGGCAGAUCGGAGCUGAUCCAGCGGCCACUAUCAGCCCCUGCCAAGGGUUAUCUAGAUGAGAUCAUGAAAAACCCCGACGAGGAAGAAUGCAGCAGUUAUAGUCCUGCUCCUGCAAGCCGUCAGCUUAGUCAUCCUGUCUCAAGCCAUACACCUGGGCUGAGCGCAGGUGGAGGGGACACAUCGUCUCCACGCCUGCCCCCAAUACGCUCUCAAGCUCUACCCCAGCACUCCGGCAGCCAGCCAUCCAUGUCAAUGAAUGACCCGAUGAGAAUGUCGGCAAGCUCGCCGGGGAGUGGUCCUAGCCUACCAUCCCGAAUGCAUGGCGUGGCGCAGGGACACCAUCUGCAACACCAGCAGCGACAUCAGCAUCAGCUGCAACCGUCCCAGUCCUCAGCUCAACCACCGUCGCGGUUAGGUGACCGUUCACAAUUUCCACAGCAACCGGCCACGUCACACUACCACCAGUGGCAAUCGCAGCACAGUGUCGGGGCUGGAAGGAGUACCCCAGCAGCAGCAGAGAGCUUCCUUCCACCCGUCACCCUCCCACAGCAGGCAGCACCACCGAUAGCAACGGGAAUUGACUUUGAGUCACUGAGCGACCGUGAGUUGGAGAAUCUGGCAGAAAUGCUGUAUGGAUCGAUAGGCAUUGAGUUUCCCAAGUUGGUCAACAGUCUUCUCUGCUCCAUCGCCAAAUACCGUCACGGCGCCCAGAUGGCGUUGAUCAGCUACCAGCGAGCGACCGGCUAUCAGGGUGACUUGUUUGCACUGCUCAAGCUGUGGAUAGCAGAGUCGGACGAACCCUGCACCGGCCUCAGCCUCUACCGAGCUCUGCACGAGAUCGCACCGGGCAUCGCUGUGCAGUGUAAAGGCCUGCUGAAGCUGCCAUAGAGCUUGAUAGUGAUCCGUCACACAGACGGUCGCUAGUUGAGUAUGCUUCGGGCACCGUGAAGCUACUACAGUAUGCGGCACUCUGUGAUACGACUUGGAAUGGAAUGCUGUCCGCCGCGUAUGGCAUCGGACCCUCACAGAUUUCCUCUGAAUCUGAAUAUCAGGGCCGUCCAAGACGAUGGCCGGUCGGCCAUGUAUUAGUGGAGUCUGCUGCACACACAAGCAGGAGUCGCCACCAAAUAACCCGGCCAUGGGUUUCAAAGCUACUUUAGCCAUAGCUGUGUGACUGUGUAUGGCUCAGGCGCGGCGUUCUAUCACCGUGUCGCACGCAGUGAUAUGAACGUGAUCACGCAGCAAUAUGGUCAGCUGGAAGUGGUGCUGUCCUGGAAAAGCAUGUUCGUUUGGUCUAGCAUCGUGAUUGGAUACAACGUGUGUUGUACUCAGCCUGCCUCUGAAUACAGCCAUCAGUCAGGCGGUCUCAGUGUUUACCCAGAUGUACUUCGAACUUAGUUUGAAGUACUUGUCAGCAGGACGUAGUUUACUGGUAACGUGAUCGUCGAGCUGUGCUGCUGAUGUACGUACUCCUGAGAGAGAAAGAGAGACUCAGUGUGUGUGUGUGUGUGUGUGUGUGUGUGUGUGUGUGUGUGCUUUUGAACUACGCAAAGUCACGGUUGUCACCGGUGCUCGAGGACGGGUCCCCGCCAGACUGCCCAGCAGCGUGAUUCGUUCACUAAUGUAUGCGAGUGUUCUCGCCGGUUCCAUUUGCGCCACCACCUCCGGCGUCAUCAGGCCGCGUGCUUCGUCUUCAUCUCUGAUGCCUCUCUGGGGCCCACAUGACCCCUGUGGCAGUGGCUCUACGGGGCGGGGACGGCGCACGCGCGCGCGUGUGUGUGUGUGUGCAUGUUUGCGUGUAUGACAGAGAUAGAGAGAGGAAAUGCUAUGCAUGGCUACCUAGUGGCUUUGGGGUGCUGUUGUUGCAGCUUUAAGGUGGAGACGGAUCACCAUAGCAGCGGCCUGUAAUUGCCCUAUCUCUGUUCUACUCUCAUGUUCCACAUGCUAAGCCACCUAACACCAUGGUGUUGGGAGCACAAAUAGAACAUAAUUAUUGCCUGCUUCUAACCCCCGCUGCUGACUCAGUGCAGAUACAAGCCGGCUUUGCUAGCAAACCGUGUUGUAUCUUGACAGGCUAAGCACAGCCAUGUCUGUCAACAUUUUAUCAACUUCUUCGUUGCUUGAGUAACCUACCUUUAAUUUAAAUUCACUUGAUAAAAGCUGUUGAAUGUCAAAUGCGGCUGUCUGAUCGCUGAAAUGCGUGAAACUUGAAGUAACAGCUACACAGCCUUUCGUGUUGUUUGUUUCUAAAACUGUUAUAAUUUACUUUUCUUUUAUUUGCGCUUAAAUUCUCUGAUUCCACUAGCACCUUACCACACUAUAUCAAGAACAUUCAUUGAGUUUUUGUAAUCAUUGCUGUCUGAUGAUCGCCACAGGCGUGAAACUCUGAGUCACAGCCAACCCAAGCUCCGUAUCCCAUUCUAUUCUUUUUUGUAUACUUUUCUACUAAGUUCAGCAUUUUAAAAUAAUGCUAGAUAUUUUGCUUGAGCAGAGUACAAUAGGGGCUGCAACACCGUCGGAUUGUGAAAUGUCAUGUUUUACUCCUAG